AUGUUUAGCAGCAACAAUGGACCUUCCUCGCUUUUUGGAAGCGGAGUGACUACCUCCACUCCAACUUCUACACCCGCGCAGACAAAUAAUGGGUUUUUGCCUGGCCAUAAGCAAGCUACGAGUGGUUUGUUUGGUGCAGCAAGCAAAAGCUUUUCAACACCAACUCCGCCCGAAAACCUGUUCGGGAAGAACACUUCUGGGAAUAUUACGGCCAACAGCGAUUUAAAUAAGAGCCGUGGAAACGUUAAUGGGGGGUUUGGGAUGUUUGGGCAACCAAGCACUACAACGCCGCUUCCCUUGGGAUCGGCCGCUACUGAGAAAAAACAAAAUACUUCCUUAUUUCCGCAGAGUGCAAACUCCAAUACCAACAACGGGGGGACCUCACUUUUCGGUGUAAACAAUAGAAUCAGUAAUAACGUUUCUUUGCCUACAAUGUCCACAGGAAGCCUUUUUGGGAACCAGAAUAAUGACGCAAUUGCGCCAAAGCCACAGGGCUCUUUAUUUGGUAGUCAACAGAUGUCUGGACAGGCAGGAGGCUUAUUCGGUGCAUCCUCAUCGAACCAGAGUGCAGGAUCGACAAAAUCUACAUGGAGCUUCAAUUCUGGAAGUAAUCCAAGCAAUGUAAAUACGGGUCUUUUUGGAAACACAAGUCUGAAUGGUAGCAGUCUUUCUGGCACUUUACAGCCGCAAAAUGGACAAAAUUAUGGUUUAUCUGGAGAUCCCUAUGGUUUGAGGGUGGGAAGCAUGCCGGUGAAUGUCACUAGUAUGCCAGAAUCGAUUACGGCGGUUUUAUCGAAGAAGGGCUCAAAGGAAAAUUCUUCACUUCGAGACGGUAAAAGGUCAUUUUCCCACCCUGUAGCUCCAAAUGCUAUCAGAUCUUCCAGCUCCAGCCUGAUCAGCAAAUUGAAUUCAAGAAUGAGCAGUGUGCAAACGUCCGAGAAUGUUCAAGGGCUGUUUUCUCCCUCCUCCAGGAAUAGUGGUAUCGCUGAUGACGUAACUCGCACAUCGAACAACAGUUCCAAGAGGAUAUCAGGUCUCACACCCAUGAAUAUUCAUGAAGUGAAGCCUUUGAUGAAGAAGGUGGACCUUUCUGAUCUGCGGAGAUUAAAGAUUGACAGCGGUCGCAGUGCUGCAAAAAAAAUGAAGCUUUUGAAAGGUAUAAGUAAUACAACAAAGUUUCAAUCACUGGAAGAAGAGUCGGACAAAAAGCGCAAAAAAGAGGCCAGAAGUGCGGACUGCUCGAGUGAAAUCAUUAUCAAAAGCGAUUCCUUCAACGAAAACGCCGAGGAACACAGUUCAAGCUCUUGCGAGCAAUACUGGUGCUCCCCUUCAAUUGAUGAACUUGUUCAAUUACCUGUAAAACAGUUAUGUGCAGUGUCCAAUUUCGUGGUGGGGAGAAAAGGUUUUGGUUCAAUUUCUUUUGAGCGUGACGUUGACCUCAGUAAUUUUACUACAGGUCUGAAAGAAAGUCUUUUUGGCAAAGUGAUCGUUUUCCAUAAAAACAAAACUGUUGAAGUGUAUCCUGAAGAAUUUAAAAAACCAUCUUUAGGAUAUGGGCUAAAUGUACCUGCUACUAUAUCAUUGGAGAAGGUUUUCCCCGUAGACAAGCAUACAAAGUUGCCAAUAAAGAACAACUCCAAGCCGACCGACGUCGCAGCCUUUGUAAGAAAGUUAAAAAAGUUAAAGGGUAUGGACUUUGUCACCUAUAAUCCUUUCGACGGCACUUGGAUCUUCAGGGUACAACAUUUCAGCGUUUGGGGUAUUAUUGAUGAAGAAGACGUCAGGAUUGGGUCGGAAGAUGAGGCAGAGAGACAAGUGGAACCUAAAAGGGCAAAGUCGAGUCGACAAGCUCAAGACGUCUUUAUGACCAAUAGCGUUGGGUUGGAUGAUGCAUCUUUGCGUCCUGGCUCUUUUCGAGGUAAUAAUGCAGUUCUAAGGUUCAAUCCAAAUCCAUCCUCUCUGGCCUCUGACGAUCUAAGAAAUGUCAACGAAGAGCUGGAUUCGCUCAUCGAUGAAAAGGCCUACGAACCGCUGGCCUUAUCACAACAUGAUUUCGAUAACCUCGUGGCCACGCCACGAUUGGCGACUUCAAGAAACUGGUUGGAACAACUCAAGUUAUGUGAUCUGGCUGAACGCUCCAUUUUUCGUUCUGCCGAAAUGAGUAAAUCGAAACACAUGCCAUUCCCCGAAUUCGAAAAGAGUUUUCGUCAGUACAAAGACAUCUGCAGGAAAAUGAAAAUGAAAGGCACAGGAAAUUUUUGUAGUUUUUCCCAACAAUCCACUUUGCUCAUGAAGGAUUCAUCAGCUCCGGAAGGUUUCAAAGUGGCCUCCUUGAAGUCUGCAUUUCACAGUUUGCAAAAAACUAUCCAUGGUAUAUUUGGGCCAUGCUUGACAUCUUCAAGUAUAGAUGUCCGAGAAUCCAAUGGCUAUCCCAUAAUAUCAAAUUUACCGCUUUCUUUUGUGGAAAUUGCUAGUGCUUUUUCUGCUACGGAAGAUGAAUUGAGAAUUUGGAAGCUGGCUUCGAUUCUGUUUGACGAUACAGUUCUCCCUAUGGAUGGUCCGAGAGAAAGCGCAGUCGGCAUUAUCAGGAGAAAAAUGAAAUACGAUAAUCUGUGUUGCUGGUUAGUUGAUUCUAUUAAGGCAAGUGUUUCCGUGAAAUUGAAUGAAACAGACAGUUCCAAUGAACGCGUAUUUCUUUAUCUCUUGAUAGGCGACUUGAUUAGUGCAUCCAAGCUUGCGAUAGAAUCGAAUAAUCCACACUUAGCAGCUGUCAUUUCUCUUUUAAGAUCAAACGAUCCCACUGUAAGUCACUUGGCGGCUCUACAGUUGAACCAUUGGAAAACAAAAAAUCAGAAUAUUGACAUUGGGGUCAAGAAAACUUACCAACUCCUGGCUGACCCAAGCAAAUGUCAAGGAGAUGAUUGUAUUAAAGGACUAACCUGGCUAGAGCAAUUUGCAAUCGAGGUGUUGUAUGGAAAUAUAGACGAAAAAUCUUUAGAGGAAUUAGUGAGAACUUCUUUGAAGGCCGUCAAUUUGGGAAAUGAAUCUUCAACAGAAAUGACCUUUAACAUUUUGAGUCUCUAUGCAUCCCAAAACAACACCGACUCCUUCAUCCGCAACGUUGUUUUUUCCAAACAUCAGCAAGAUUUGCAUUUUCCUUGGUUACUAUUGCACAUUUUAAGCGCUAAAGGGAUUUGUAAUUUGCCCAUGGAUCUAGCCGAUCGGCUCACCUUAAGUUAUGUCGAACAACUAAAGGUCAAUAACUUACAGGAAGAAGCCCUAUACACUACUCUUUUCCUCCGUGAUGAUCAGUUGGCCAAACAACAGAUCGAUCUUUUGGUAACCGUUUUGGUUUCUGUUCAAACUCAUAAUGAAAUCUACGAUCUUUUCGAAAAACUAAAAAUUCCAAGUGAAUUGGUUUCCCUUUCGAUUGCGACAUAUUGCAGAUACCAAGGCAAUUACGUGCAAGAAGCUGAAGAGUUGUUGAAAGGGGGCCUUGCCAAGGUUGCUGAAGACAGAAUACUCCAUGAUAUUGCACCGAAAUUGAUCCUACACGAGACUAAAACUUCUGGCAAUCUAGCGGUCCUAGCGAAGCUUAUCGAUUUGUUUCCAGCGAAUGCGCUCGAAAACUGGGAAAAAGGGCUCGGAAUUUAUAAGAAUUAUUUGGAGCUAGCCCUAUCCCCAAAUAAGCGCCCCAAGUUUGAAACCUUAAAAAGUCUACUUGACGGACUUCCUCUUUUAUAUUCUCGUCAAAGAAAAGGCGAUAAAGGUGAAGUUUGUUGCGGUCUCAUGGCUGGAGUUGUAUGCUCUGCCAUCAUGAGAAAUUGGGCGGAGGUACUGAAAGAGUCCACGAUAAAAGAAAAACUGCUGGCUUUGCCUCUCGGAGAACCCGAGCGCAUGUAUCUAAUAAAGUCACUGCUUACAUAA
Molecule: messenger RNA, 3927 nt
Organism: Lachancea mirantina
Lineage: Eukaryota; Fungi; Ascomycota; Saccharomycetes; Saccharomycetales; Saccharomycetaceae
Source: the annotation of a GenBank genome assembly